UAAUUUUAUCAUAAUAAUUUUAUCGAUUUCGGCAGCUGUCGCUCAAACGCUCGUCAAACUCUUGUCACACUAUCUGGCCAGGACUUUACUACAGUACUAAAGAACUAGCUAGAGCACUCUACUAUCUCUCAAUAGAAUCACCAUGCCUCCCACUACUGGUGGCAAAGGGUCUCCUACUCCUGGCGGCGAAGCAUUGGCAGCAUCGGCAACAGCUGCGGAAGCAUCGGAUCAUACCCCCAGCGUGGCAGGAUCCGUAGUAAAAGCGCAAGAUGUCUUGUCCGGAAACGAACUGCUCAUUCGCAUUCAAAAUAUCGCGUCCACGGCCAACCUAGGUGUCCCCCUCGAUUUGAAAAAGAUUGCCCUGAAAUGCCGCAACACAGAAUUCAAUCCACGACGAUUUGGUGCUGUCAUUAUGCGAUUAAGAGAGCCUCGGGCCACGGCUCUGAUCUUUGCCAGUGGGAAAAUGGUUGUCACGGGGGUCAAAUCGACUCACAAUGCUACCUUGGCAUCCAAAAAGUUUGCCUACGUCGUGGAGCGAGUGGGAUUCAAACCCCAUGAUAUCAUUGACUUCAAGGUGCAAAAUAUUGUGGGAACUGCGGAUUGUGGGUUUCCCAUUCGAUUAGAGGGGCUCGUCUAUGCCCACUCAGCCUUUGCAAGCUAUGAACCUGAACUCUUCCCAGGGCUCAUUUAUCGACUGGUUCGACCUCGGGUUGUCUUCCUGAUAUUUGUCAGUGGCAAGGUUGUCAUUACUGGUGCCAAGAAAGAGUCGGAUUUGAGCGAUGCGCUCACAAAACUGUACCCCGUGUUGGUAGAAUUCAAGAAAACGCAUGUAGCUAGCUUGCCCGGACUGCCCGCGGCAACUGGAACUCCGGCUGCAGGGGGUCAAGCGGCUGCCACGGAGAGUACUACUCCAAUGGAAGAGGUAUAACAGUGACAACAUCACUACAAAUUAUCUCCACUUUUGAGCAACAAUCUACUCGGACCUCUUUUUGAUAAGAAUGCAACAAAGCAAACUAUAUAAUCUACACUUGCUGAAUUCAAGCGCUCAAUUGGAAGAAGUGAUAUUGACUGGGAAUCAUCCCAGAUGGCAGCAUCUGAACAGCUAUAAAGAGUUGCUAUUAGCCUGGUCUGAGGGCGCAUCUCGGACCAACUUUUCAAACAAUCCUAGUAGAUGAAUGAAUUAAUCCAUUAUUAUUCAG
Messenger RNA from Seminavis robusta, 1199 nucleotides. The record is from the annotation of a GenBank genome assembly. Lineage: Eukaryota; Bacillariophyta; Bacillariophyceae; Naviculales; Naviculaceae.